AAAGGAAAAUUCUACCAUUGCCUGGGUGUUGAUAUACGAAAUAUCACAAAUAGGUCUGACUGCAUGGCUGCCAAUUACAAAUGGGUACAUCACAAAUACAACUUUGAUAAUCUGGGCCAGGCUUUGAUGUCGCUCUUUGUUCUGGCUUCCAAAGAUGGCUGGGUUAAUAUUAUGUACAAUGGACUAGAUGCUGUGGCUGUGGAUCAACAGCCAGUGACCAACAACAACCCUUGGAUGCUACUUUACUUCAUUUCUUUCUUACUCAUCGUCAGCUUCUUCGUGCUCAACAUGUUUGUAGGGGUGGUGGUGGAGAAUUUUCACAAGUGUCGGCAACACCAAGAAGCCGAAGAGGCCCGGAGGCGGGAAGAAAAGCGUUUGAGGCGCCUGGAGAAGAAGCGUAGGAAAGCACAGCGCUUGCCGUACUAUGCUACCUACUGCCCUGUCCGCCUCCUCAUCCAUUCAGUCUGCACCAGCCACUACUUGGACAUCUUUAUCACCUUUAUAAUCUGCCUCAACGUUGUCACCAUGUCUUUGGAGCACUACAACCAACCAGUGUCCCUGGAAACUGCUCUUAAGUAUUGCAACUACAUGUUUACUACAGUCUUUGUUUUGGAAGCAGUUUUGAAGCUUGUGGCCUUUGGACUGAGACGCUUUUUUAAAGACAGGUGGAACCAGCUGGAUCUAGCUAUUGUUCUGCUCUCAGUCAUGGGAAUUACUCUGGAAGAGAUUGAAAUCAAUGCUGCCCUUCCAAUCAAUCCCACCAUUAUCCGCAUCAUGAGAGUGCUUCGUAUUGCCCGAGUUUUGAAACUUUUGAAGAUGGCAACUGGGAUGAGAGCUUUAUUGGACACUGUAGUACAAGCUCUGCCACAGGUUGGGAAUCUUGGACUCCUCUUCAUGCUCCUUUUUUUCAUUUAUGCUGCUCUAGGAGUAGAGCUUUUUGGCAAACUUGUCUGCAAUGAUGAAAACCCAUGUGAAGGAAUGAGCCGCCAUGCCACCUUUGAGAAUUUUGGAAUGGCCUUCCUCACACUUUUCCAGGUCUCCACUGGUGACAACUGGAAUGGCAUUAUGAAGGAUACACUACGUGACUGCACUCAUGAUGACCGGAGCUGCCUGAGCAACCUUCAGUUCAUCUCUCCACUCUACUUUGUUAGCUUCGUGCUCACAGCCCAAUUUGUCCUCAUCAAUGUUGUAGUAGCUGUCCUUAUGAAGCACCUAGAUGACAGCAACAAGGAAGCACAGGAGGAUGCAGAAAUGGAUGCUGAGAUUGAGCUUGAGAUGGCACAUGGAUUGUGCCCUCAUAGCACUAGCUCACUGAAUCCUGGACAAGAUGGAGGAGGUGGGAAAAAGGACUCUGAAGGACAUCUAUGCAUGACAUGUUACUCUCCAGCACAGGAGAACUUAUGGCUGGACAGUGUGUCUUUAAUAAUUAAAGACUCCUUCGACGGGGAGUUAAUGAUCAUCGAUAACCUAUCGGGCUCCGUCUUCCAUCAUUACUCCUCGCCGGCCAUGUGCGAGAAGUGUAACCAUGACAAGCAAGAGAUCCAGCUGGCUGAAAUGGAGGCCUUAUCACUCAAUUCUGAUAAGUCUUCUAUCCUGCUAGGAGAUGAUGGAGAUAUUUCCAACAUUGACCAGCCAAGCCCUAAGGAAAAGGAUGGUGAAGACAGCCCUAAUUCUACAAGGAAUACAGGCUUGGAAGAAUGUCUCUUCCCUUUAACAAAUACAGGAUCUUCUCUGCCUCCAGAAAACUACCAGUAUGAAAUGGAAAAAAUCUCUUUCAGUCGAGCUCAGUCUUGGCUAAAUAAUGAGACCAACGAAGGUAGCCCCCUUGUUUUCUCCUGUCCAGAUGCACCCCAUUCUCUAUUGCCAGUUCAAACAGAGUUUUUUCUCCCCGUUGUUUCUGCUAAACUAUCAAAUCAGGAGAAAAUAUCUUGUCCAGAGAACCUUCCUAAAAUCUCUCUGCAAGCUUCCUGGGCCUCACUGCAAUCUCCAAAUGUAAACUCCUCGCUUAUUCACCAGACCACAGAGAGUGACACUUCCCUUGAUGAUGGCAGGAGCAAUAGCUCAGACGGCAGCUUGCAGACCACACUGGAAGACAGUUUAAACCUUAGUGACUCACCCCAGUGCACCCUGGAUCUCCCAGUAGUAUUAUGCCCAGUGCCAGCAGCCACUCAAAAAGCUUUGGUGGUCCCACUUUCCCCUGUCUCUCGAAGGCAAAGCAUAAGGGGACGUGGCAUCUUCACUCUCCAGAACAUCAGGAGGCACCAGCGGAGCCACAGCAGUGGAGGAAGCACUAGCCCAGGUUGUACUUAUCAUGAUUCCAUGGACCCUUCUGAUGAAGAAGGGAUAGGGAGCAACUUAAGGGGAGGAGGUAACAGCAGUGAGCAGUCAGAGACCCUCAGCAGUUUUUCUCUGACUUCUCUCUUUUCACCUCCUCCUCCAUCUCAAGCUCUGGCACUUGUGAAGAAGUGCAACAGCACCAGCAGUCUCCAUGCCAACUCUUCUUCACGGAGUUCUGCAGCAAAUGAAGCCAAGCAGUUCUACUCAGUUGACCCAAGGGGUUUUUUAUCUAUGCCAUCUUGGGUGACAGACUUCUGCAAGAACAGCCCUUCUCCAAGAGAGGGUGAUGUACCAGAGGGCUUAGACAAAAUUGGGACUCCAGACCACAGCCCCCCAGUUCCUUCUGAGCUGCAGCUGGGGACCAGAGUCAGCAAGAGACAUAGAUGA
Messenger RNA from Protobothrops mucrosquamatus (brown spotted pit viper), 2724 nucleotides. Its product is annotated as voltage-dependent T-type calcium channel subunit alpha-1I-like. Gene Ontology annotation, cellular component: neuron projection; plasma membrane; voltage-gated sodium channel complex. The record is from RefSeq and is a predicted model, not a curated record. Gene Ontology annotation, biological process: sodium ion transmembrane transport; membrane depolarization during action potential; neuronal action potential. Lineage: Eukaryota; Metazoa; Chordata; Lepidosauria; Squamata; Viperidae. Gene Ontology annotation, molecular function: low voltage-gated calcium channel activity; voltage-gated sodium channel activity. The transcript is spliced from 15 exons. The coding region runs from base 64 to 2724 and encodes 886 amino acids.